Molecule: messenger RNA, 2229 nt
Organism: Cuscuta campestris
Lineage: Eukaryota; Viridiplantae; Streptophyta; Magnoliopsida; Solanales; Convolvulaceae
Source: the annotation of a GenBank genome assembly
CCGUUAAAUCUUCUCAUCCAUCUUCCAACUUCUUUGGAUUUAUCGAUGUUUCUCUCUCUAUUUUCGUAGCUUUUUCUUGAACUGCACUUUUCAUUUCUUUUUUCUUUCUUGGGAAGAAAUUCCAGAUUUCUUCGUUUUCUCCGCCCCAAAUUUGGAUUUCUGUGCAAUCUGAGGUUUACACUGAAAACCCCUCAUUUGCUGGAUCCCGCGGUUUCCUGGUGUUUCUUUAACAAGUAUCAGAUUUUUGUUAGUGUGAUUGACUUUGAGGGGAACGAUCGAAGAAGGCUGAAGCUUUAGCUGGAAAAGAUUGACUUUGUGUUUUAGCUACAAUUUGAACAAAGGUUAGGUUUUAAGGCACUUUGCAUUAAUGGGCAAUUGUUGUUGUGCUGCGCCAAAAACUUUUGGUGAGAGCAGGGGAAAAAAGCCAAAUAAAUUUUCAGAUUAUAGUGGACAUGGGGAUGGUGGAAACAAAUCCUAUGUGUUGGAGAGCCGAACAGGGAAUGAUAUCAAGGCAACCUAUAAGCUGGGGCAUGAACUUGGCCGUGGCGAAUUUGGGGUUACCUAUUUGUGCACGGAUAAAUCGACCGGGGAGCAUUUAGCUUGCAAAUCAAUUUCAAAGAACAAGCUGAGGACUCAAGUAGAUAUUGAUGACGUGAAGAGGGAGGUUGAGAUCAUGAAGCAUUUGCCUAAGCAUCCCAACAUUGUGAGCUUGAAGGAUACAUAUGAGGACGAUCACGCCGUCCACCUAGUGAUGGAGUUGUGUGAGGGGGGAGAGUUGUUCGAUCGGAUUGUUGCCAGGGGGCAUUAUACUGAGAGGGCUGCUGCCGUUGUGACUCGCACAAUUGUUGAAGUUAUUCAGGUGUGCCAUAAGAAUGGAGUCAUGCAUCGUGAUCUCAAACCUGAAAAUUUCCUGUUUGCAAACAAGAAAGAAACCGCUGCACUAAAGGCCAUUGAUUUUGGACUUUCGGUGACAUUUAAGCCUGGGGAGACAUUUAAGGAGAUCGUUGGAAGUCCAUACUACAUGGCUCCAGAAGUACUGAAAAGAAAUUAUGGUCCCGAAGUGGAUGUGUGGAGUGCUGGUGUCAUUCUCUACAUUCUACUAUGUGGUGUCCCGCCAUUUUGGGCAGAAACCGAACGAGGAGUUGCUCAAGCAAUCAUCCGCUCUGUUGUGGAUUUAAAAAAGGAUCCUUGGCCUAAAGUCUCUGAAAAUGCAAAAGAUCUUGUGAGGAAGAUGCUCAAUCCAGACCCUAGCAAGAGGCUCACAGCUCUGCAAGUUUUGGAUCAUCCUUGGCUGCAGAAUGCACAGAAGGCCCCUACUGUUUCGCUGGGUGAAACAGUAAUUGCAAGGCUUAAGCAAUUCUCAAUGAUGAACAAGCUGAAGAAAAGAGCUCUUAAGGUUAUAGCCGAGCAUUUAUCUGUGGAGGAAGCUGCUGGAAUAAACGAAGCAUUCAAACUAAUGGAUUCAAACAACAAAGGGAAGAUCGACAUGAAUGAGCUGAGAGUUGGGUUGCUAAAACUUGGCCAUCAAAUUACUGAUUCAGAUCUUCACAUACUUAUGGAAGCUGGCGACGUUGAUAAAGAUGGGUAUUUGGAUUAUGGGGAGUUUGUGGCAAUUUCUGUCCACAUUAGGAAAAUGGGAACUGAAGACCACUUGAAGAAAGCAUUUGAAUUUUUCGACAAGAACCAGACUGGGUACAUUGAGAUUGAGGAACUACGCGAUGCCUUAGCGAACGAGAUUGAUUCCAAUAGCGAAGAGAUAAUUAAUGCUAUUAUACAAGAUGUUGAUACAGAUAAGGAUGGACGCAUAAGCUACGAUGAGUUUGACGCAAUGAUGAAGGCAGGUACAGACUGGAGAAAGGCUUCACGACAAUAUUCACGAGAGCGGUAUAACAGUCUGAGCUUGGAAUUGAUGAAGGAUGGGUCUUUAAAGUUUACGAACGAAGAUAACUGAUGAAAUUAAACUAGUUUGCCAAGUAUAUAACGUAUAUAUACAUACAUAGCUAAUUAAAGUCCAUGGAAAUAUACACGAGUAGAUGUGUUCGGUGAUCGCCUUUUUUUUUUCUUCCAUUUUUGUUGUUAAUGAAUCGUUCUUCUUUUUUCUGUUUUGUAUUUUUGUGAGUAUGUUAUUUGGCUAGAGACCGUCAAUAUGUUUUCUGGUUUGGAGGGUUUGAAGAAUGGUGCAGUUCUCUUCUUUUUAAUUUGUAAAUAUAAUACAUAUAGCUAUUGUUG